Gongylonema pulchrum is the source of this 261-nucleotide messenger RNA. The record is from the annotation of a GenBank genome assembly. NCBI's taxonomy places the organism in Eukaryota, Metazoa, Nematoda, Chromadorea, Rhabditida, Gongylonematidae.
CUGUCAACGGUACCAACUGUUCCGGAACAUAAGCUAAACAUUUCCGGACUAUUCUUCCUGAUCAUACCAACAGUCACGAUACUCGGAAAUUUCCUAGUUAUUGUAGCUGUACUGCGCUUCAAGUCGCUGCAGUCAGCCAUUAAUUUUCUAAUUCUUGGCCUGGCUGUUGCUGAUCUCCUCGUCGGCCUUUUCGUCAUGCCAUACGCAGUUUAUGUUCAUGUAUGUUCUACAUGCUCUUUGCCGUUCACAGCAUUAGCGUAG